AUGAUCGCCACUGGAGGCCUCCUGAGGAUCUCAGCUAGGAAACAGGACCCCUUGCGACCCCAAAGCCAAGUCCCCAAGCGCAAACGCAAGGCUAAAAAGAAGCGCAAGAACGACGUGGUGGUGGUAAAAGGCAAGCUCAAGCUGUGCUCUCUCUCGGGGCUCAUCGCCCUCUGUGGCAUCCUGGUAUUGCUGGUGGGCAUCGCCUUGGCCGUGGUGGGCUACUGGCCGAAGCCCAGCCAGGUGUACAGAGAAGGCAGCUUCAGCGGGAGCUGGCACCUGGCACCGCAGGGUGGCACCUCCAAGAACCACCUCCAGAGCGAGGAAGGGGCACAAGCAGGGAUCCAUCCAGAGUAACUCCCCAGAGCAAACACGUCCACCACUACUACACCCCAAGGGUCCCCACGGUCCCCCCCUACUUCCUCGUCCCCCCAGGCCUCGGUGGGUUUCCUUUUCCAUCUUUUCUCAAGCUACUUGCAUUCAGACAAGCUGAAGGUGCUGGGCCCCCUCAUCAUGGGUAUCGGCAUCUUCCUCUUCAUCUGCGCCAAUGCGGUAUUGCACGAGAACCGUGACAAGAAGACCAAGAUCAUCAACCUACGUGACCUCUACUCCACCGUCAUCGAUGCCCACAGCCUGCGGACCAAGGACGGAGGCACCCCAGCCUCAGCCCCUCUCAACGGCUUUGUCAGCUACGUGCAGUCGCGGGGCUUGGAGCUAAAGCCUGGUGCUGACGGCCUAGGUGCUGCGGCCAUGCUGGCCAAGAGCUCCUGGCCACCAGGACUGGCCCCGGGGAGCGGGGGCCGGCACAGCACGGCCAGCUCCAUCGUCGGCUCUUCGCUGAGCGCCUUCACCCUCCUGCCCUUGGCACCGAGCGGCGGAGGGGAAGACUGGCGGAGGCCACCUGGUGAGCGAGGAGCCCGGGAGAUCCCAAGGGGGGAGUUUGAACUGAGCCUGACCGACCUCAGCAGCAGCCACGUCAAGGGAGGCUGUGGGUCGAGGAGGCACCAGCUGGUUCUCAGGCGGCAGAGCACCAGCUGCUUGCCUGAUGCCAGGCGUCCUCUUUUCCCUGAGCCACCUCGGUCUCCGGCUGUCAGCAGGGGCCUGGACUCCAGCCUCUUGGUAAAGGCAUCUUCUAGCUACUCCAAAUCUCUGGAUGUGGAGGGGUCGCCCCCCUCAACCCCUCCUGCCAUCACCAGGACGGACUCCCAGAGCUCCCAGUCUGAGCCUUCCAGCAGCAAUAAGGGCUACAGCCACCUGGAGGAGGCAGGCACCUCCUUGGAGUCAGUUGCCAACACCCCAGCCAGUAAAAUCCAGGACUGUGAGGAGGAACCAGCUGAGAAGACGGAUCCCCUCAAGGCUACCAGCAGAGAACAAACAGGGGAGCAAUCCCAGCAGACUCAAAAACAGUACACAAAUAAAGAGAAACUCUUUAUGAUUUCUAGGUCGCACGCUGCGUUAGGGCUGGAGGAUGGGGAACUGGAGAGUACUGGCAUCUAAACAAAGCAGAGAAGGCAUGAGGAUACCUUGCAACCCUCCACACCUUCCCCCCUUCUCCAUCUCCUUGUGGACUUAGGAAACCAAUCAAUAUCCAAAGAGCUGCAGUAUGUUACCCCUGAAAAUUGAAUUCAGUAAAUCUUGUAGAUGACUUCAGGAAGAAGAAAAUCCUUUCUGUCCGAUCGUCAUUGUAUGUUCCAUGCAAGCCAAAUUGUAUUAAAUAUCCACAGUUCAGUAAGUUCUUUGGAUCAGAUUAAUACAAUUUCGGACAGUGUAACUGUGCACUUUACUGUUUUGAUUUCCAAGUGCCCCUUCUUCUCCUCUGAUUUCUUUCUUGCUGAUUUGCCACUAACUGCUUGAAGGCCGCAGGCACCUUUUUAAGCUCAAGAGCAACAUGGUCUUCAGAUCAAGAAAGCCGAGCUCUCUCUUUGUUUUGGUUCAAUCACUAAAAAGUUUGCAAGGCCUUAAGGAUGACAUACCUUGACAAAGAAUGAGUUGGUUUAAAUUCUGGGAAAAAAAUGACAAUUUAGAAGAGACUGGAGCGGAACAGAGCUCUGAUGAUUUAGUUAAAACCAUUACAUUCCUAAAUCCAAAAUACCUACUACUACGUGAUACUUUAUUAAGUAUUAUUACACAUGUAUUGACUAAUAGCAUUAAAUAUUUUUUUUUAAUAAAACAUUUACAAACA
Molecule: messenger RNA, 2179 nt
Organism: Tauraco erythrolophus (red-crested turaco)
Lineage: Eukaryota; Metazoa; Chordata; Aves; Musophagiformes; Musophagidae
Source: RefSeq, a predicted model, not a curated record